CCAGAAUUCCCAAGUUGUUGUUCUCGUCUAAGUUCAAGUGUUUAAUUCUUCACCUAAUUAUCUUCUUGUUUCCAUUUUUUUUAAUUGUAUGAUGUUAAUUUAGUUUUCUUCACUCCUUCGUUUCUCUUCUAUAGAAGCAUCGUGGUAGGGCGGCUGAUUAAUAGAGUCCGGCGGCAGUCAUGGAUUUGUAUGAACCGGUUGAUCGAAUUAGCAAGCUACCGGAUGAACUGUUAGGGUUGAUAUUGUCUUUCCUGAACUUGAAAGAAGCAAUGGCAACUAGUAUACUUUGCUCUCGAUGGAGGUACGCAUGGAUCUUCACAUCCAAUCUAGAUCUACAUGUCGAUUUGAUGGAAACAUCACAAAUAUUACGGAAGUAUGGAAUUUAUAGCAGCACCAUGUUAGAAUCCAUGUAUGUUAGCUGGGUUGAUCACCUACUCACACUGCUCCCCGAAUCUUCCAUUAAUCUUGUUAAAUUCAGAGUGUCGUUCCAUUUUUUAUCUUCAUCUUUCAAAUCACGGAUCAAUGAUUGGGUUAGCUACGCGGUGCGUAGAAAGGUUGAGAGUCUUGAUUUGAUCUUGAUCACCUCCUUAAAUGAAAAGUGUUACAAUUUUCCAUACAAACAAGGAAAUUUCCCCGACAAUCUGAAGCUGCUGAAGAAAUUGUGUUUGUGUUCUGUGGAUGUGAGUGGUGAGGCUGUGGCAUUUUUGUUGGGGAACUGUCGUCUCCUCGAGAAACUCUCGGUGUCUCAUACGGAUGCGCUUUCAUUUCUAGAAGUUGUUCAGACCUCUCCGCUGUUCAAAAGCCUUGAAAUCAUCGGGUGCAAGAGCCUCAAAUCAUUUGUGGUUCGUGAAUCGGAGCUUGUCUGCAUCAAGUAUGCCGGUCCACAUUGUAAAUUCGUGCUCGUUGAUGCUCCUCUGCUUGCUCAGCUCUGGAUUUGGGCGGCUCCGCGUACGUCUGGUCUUCCUUCCAUGGCACACAUUUUCAAAAUGUUUGAUUCUUUGCUUCCACAACUACACAUGCUCAAGAUAUUUGCCACACGCAAAUUUGAACAAUGGGACCGUUUGCCGAAGAAGAUGCCUAAUCUUAAGGAAUUGGUAGUUGUUCUUGAGAGUGAUUACUGUGACAAGUGGCCUCUCGUGCAAUUCAUAAAUUGGUUUAGUGUGACACCUUCCUUGCAAAGAUUUGUGGUAGAGGCAUCACACCAAGAGAUGAACAAAGCGUGUUUUCGGUAUUGUAGUGAUCAUUACUUGCUUGAUGGUAGUGAUGCUUGGGUUCGGGAGAUUAACAGAGAUUUUCCUUUUCUUCAAACGACUCCUCCUCGCGGGAAGGAAAUAGAGUUUGUUGGUUAUCGUGGCGUGUUUAAUCAUCUUCAAUUGAUUAUACAGAUUGUGAAGCACCGUGCUGCUAUAGACAAGAUAAUUAUUGAUCCACGGCCAUUCGAGAUUCGCAGUUAUAUGCCGUGGGAUUGCAUUUCUCUUAACCAAAUGGACGAUGAAAUAUUUGCAAGGAAUCUUGCAAAGGACCAACUUGGAAAUUAUCCCCAUGUCAACAUUCUUUAGCUCAGCAGUGUUUGUCGUUUUCAUUUGUUAAUGAACAUCAAAAUAUCAAUUUUAUUUCUAGAUUUU
Salvia hispanica is the source of this 1625-nucleotide messenger RNA. Its product is annotated as putative FBD-associated F-box protein At1g78730. The record is from RefSeq and is a predicted model, not a curated record. Lineage: Eukaryota; Viridiplantae; Streptophyta; Magnoliopsida; Lamiales; Lamiaceae. Gene Ontology annotation, molecular function: protein binding.